AUGACGGCCCUGCAGCGAUGUGAGGAAGUCAUCCUCGGCCAAGACUACCAGGCAGGAAAGCUCCCCGAGAGCGAGCGAAGUCUGGAGGAGUUGCUCUUGGACUAUGUGGAGGGCUUCGGCCGCAGCGCCGCCUCCCAACAGGCCGAGGCUGCGACCGCCACGCGCCUGGCCUCGAGUUUUCUGCGGCGGGAGCUGCAACCGCGGCAGAUUCUCUUCAGAGCCGACGAUGCCGCAGACUCCAUCUUCGUGGUCGCCCGGGGAUCUUUGCGCACUUGCACGAAUCGCGAAUGGGUUGGCCGCUUAGGUGAUGCGACGGCGCUGCUGGCCUCUCCGCCGACGCUUCCAAUAGGCGCGGACUCGUGGGUACGAAGUGAGACGCCACCUAUUGCCGACUUCGAUGACUUCGACGGCGAGCAUGAGCUCGUCGGUGUGGGGUCUAUUUUGAACGACACGGCCUUCUAUGCGCGGAGGAAGUGCGGGGUCAAUGCAGCCGCCCAGGCUGGGCUGUCGUUCUAA
Symbiodinium necroappetens is the source of this 516-nucleotide messenger RNA. The record is from the annotation of a GenBank genome assembly. Lineage: Eukaryota; Dinophyceae; Suessiales; Symbiodiniaceae.